AUGACAAUGUCCGAUUACAACGAUACCUUGGUGACCUGGUGGAACGGAACUAAAAAACUAGAGUCUUGGGAUUGGAGAGUGGAGCAUGAAAACGGGACAGGGAACGCCAAGAGCGAGAUAAAUCUUGUACUGUCACGGUAUGAUCUAGGAGGUACAUUACACUGUAGAGUCAACAGUACAGCAGUACAGGUCCCUAUCCUGGCCUCUGUACAGCUAAAUGUCGAAAUUCCUCCUCUUGAUCUUGUACUGCAGCCUGUACAUCAACAUGUAGAUGAAGGAGGAAGGAUUACUCUUACAUGUACAGCAGUACAGGGACGACCUGCCCCCUAUGUAUACUGGAACUCUGAACCUGAAAUCAAGGAACUGAAAGAUGCGAAAGAAAGAAAACAGAAAACAAACCAUACUUACAGCACAACUAGCACGGUUACUAUAAAAGCAAGAAGAGAGCUGGCUAGCAUCUCCUGCUUUGCCUCAAAUAAAGUAAUGGACGAUAAAAAGAUUUCUCACCUAUCCCGUUCUGCAAAUCUAAAUGUGAAAUUUCCACCAGAGAUUUCCCGGAAGGGUCGAGCUACAGAUGAAAUCUAUAAAGUUUUAAAUGAAAAUAUUACUUUAAUCUGUCCAUAUACAGCUAAUCCAAACCAGGUGAACGUGAGUUGGUACAGGAACAGUGAACUUUUAGAUUUUGACAAAUUUAAUGUCAAAUCUCUAUCAUCAGACAACUCUAAAAUAACUCUACAAAAUAGUAAGUCUAGUUUGAGUGAUAUAGUUGAUAUAGUGUCUGUAUAUGUGGAAGAUGUUCCUAAUGUUCAACUUACAUUGUUUCCUCUCAAACCUAUUAGUGAGAACUUAAAUGAGAAUGUAACACUGCGCUGCGCUCCACAGCUGCCUGAUAAACAGCUGAUCUCCGUAAAAUGGUUUUUAGAUGGAGCUCUUCUUAAACAACUUCCAGACUGCAGGAACAGGAAGGGUGAGAAUAUAACUAUCAACUGUACCAUGAAGGACCCAGGAAACCCGGAGUUUGUAAAUUAA
Messenger RNA from Eurytemora carolleeae, 1029 nucleotides. RefSeq names its product nectin-4. The transcript has 14 exons. The coding region runs from base 1 to 1029 and encodes 342 amino acids. The record is from RefSeq and is a predicted model, not a curated record. NCBI's taxonomy places the organism in Eukaryota, Metazoa, Arthropoda, Copepoda, Calanoida, Temoridae.